GUGCCAGAUACCAUGCACUGCUGAUUCCAAACUGCCCUGGGGCUGUGACUGACCUUGCAAACAGUGGGUACCUGGCGAGGAUACUGCAGCACUUCUGCACUGAGAGCAAGCCCAUCUGUGCAGUUGGACAUGGAGUUGCAGCUUUGUGUUGUGCCACCAACGAGGAUAAGUCCUGGGUGUUCCAGGGAUACAGCCUGACUGGGCCCUCUGUGUAUGAACUAGUAAGGCAGCCAAACUUUGCCAGCUUGUCCAUUAUCGUGGAGGAUUUUGUGAAAGACUCUGGAGCUACAUUUAGUGCCAGCAGCCCAGAUGCUGUGCACGUCGUGCUGGACAGGCACCUGGUGACAGGGCAGAAUGAGAACUCCACUCUCCCUGCAGUCCAGAACCUCCUCAUUCUUUGCAAUGUCAGGUGA
Molecule: messenger RNA, 413 nt
Organism: Merops nubicus (carmine bee-eater)
Lineage: Eukaryota; Metazoa; Chordata; Aves; Coraciiformes; Meropidae
Gene: GATD1
Product: Parkinson disease 7 domain containing 1
Exons: 4
Source: RefSeq, a predicted model, not a curated record